AUGGAUUAUAUACCAAUAGAGGUCGAUGAUGUGCCUGAAUUAAUUGAAGCGGACGUCAAUGCUUUAUCAUUACCAAAUUUGAUUGACGAUUCGUCGACCCCAAUCGAAAAUGUACCUUCAGAAGAACCGUUUAAGCAGAUUAUUGGUCGAAAAAGGAAAUUUGAUGAACGAAAAUCCAGGCGAGACGAAGAAAUUUCCAAGAAAGUCGAUCGAUUUAAUGAUGAAGAUAUAGAGAAGUCGGUAAAAAAAUCGGAAACUAAGCAACAUGCAGCUGAUAAAACAGGUAUUCGACGGAUAUACGUACCACCACAUCGAUAUACUCCUCUAAGGGAAAAUUGGGUGAAAUUAUUCACGCCUGUCGUUAAGCAACUCAAAUUACAAAUAAGAUUUAAUUUAAAGACACGCAACGUCGAAAUUCGUGUGCCAAAUGGAAUCGAGGAUUUUACUAAUCUUCAGAAGGGUGAAGAUUUUGUGCACGCAUUUAUUCUUGGCUUUGAUAUUGACGAUGCAUUAGCACUUAUUAGGCUUGAUCAUAUUUUUCUUGAAAGUUUCGAAAUCAAUGACGUAAAACCAUUAAAAGGUGAUCAUUUGUCAAGAGCUAUCGGAAGAAUCGCGGGUAAAGAUGGACGAACGAAAUUUACUAUUGAAAAUAUAACAAAAACACGUAUCGUUUUAGCCGAUAGUAAAAUUCAUCUAAUGGGUGCAUAUCAGAAUAUUCGUAUCGCUCGAAAUGCAAUUUCAUCAUUGAUAAUGGGUUAG
Molecule: messenger RNA, 759 nt
Organism: Dracunculus medinensis (Guinea worm)
Lineage: Eukaryota; Metazoa; Nematoda; Chromadorea; Rhabditida; Dracunculidae
Source: the annotation of a GenBank genome assembly